Molecule: messenger RNA, 727 nt
Organism: Eruca vesicaria subsp. sativa (arugula)
Lineage: Eukaryota; Viridiplantae; Streptophyta; Magnoliopsida; Brassicales; Brassicaceae
Source: the annotation of a GenBank genome assembly
GCAUUUUCCUUCUUCUCAUAUAUAUAACUUUGGCUGCUGCAAGUGAGCAACCGAAUCAUAAACCCUAAACCAUGGCGACGAAACCAGCUAAAGAAUCCGUGCAAUGCUUCGGGCGUAAGAAGACAGCCGUCGCCGUCACCCACUGCAGACGCGGCUGCGGUCUUAUCAAACUCAACGGCUCCCCGAUCGAGCUGUUCCAGCCUGAGAUCCUCAGAUUCAAGAUCUUCGAGCCUGUCCUUCUCCUAGGGAAGCACCGCUUCGCAGGCGUGGACAUGAGGAUCCGUGUCAAGGGUGGUGGUCACACUUCCCAGGUCUACGCGAUUCGUCAGAGUAUCGCUAAGGCGCUUGUGGCUUUUUACCAGAAGUACGUUGAUGAGCAGUCGAAGAAGGAGGUGAAGGAUAUUCUGAUUAGGUAUGAUAGGACUCUGCUUGUGGCGGAUCCGAGGAGGUGUGAGCCGAAGAAGUUUGGUGGUCGUGGGGCUCGUUCUCGUUUCCAGAAGAGUUACCGUUAAGACAAAUCUGGUUUGGGGUUUGUUGUUUGCUAAACCGGAAAUGAGUUGUUGAAUUGUGAGACGUUAGAUUCUCAUUUGCGUUUUUUUUAUAUUAUUAUCGUUGUUAUUGGAUAAUGGUUACUUCGCUAAAGAACUUAUGUUUUUUUUACGAUGUCUGCUCGAUUACUGUCUUGCUUUGCUUUAUUAAUUGAUUGGUCGGUGAAACUAUUUUGGUA